Coregonus sp. 'balchen' is the source of this 4594-nucleotide messenger RNA. NCBI's taxonomy places the organism in Eukaryota, Metazoa, Chordata, Actinopteri, Salmoniformes, Salmonidae. The record is from the annotation of a GenBank genome assembly.
GGAUCGUCAACACAGUGUGGAAGUGUGUGCUUGUCUGUAAACUGGUGAUGAUGACAGGGCUGUUGUCGUUCUUCUCCCUCCUGCCGGUCCAUCUACUGAAGAAGAGAGGAAAGAAGGAAGAUGAAGAGGUCAGGAGGAAGACGGCCGUGGGUGGAAAGUUUUCAUCACAAGAUGGAGGGGAUGACUCUUCCUGUCCAGAUCAUCAGGUCAUCACUACUGAGAGGUAUGACUAUAGAACGAUACAAAUGUUUGAAGUUUUCAUUUAAUUUAUAUUGUAAAAAAAAAAUGUAACUCCAGUGCACGUCAUGAUUUUACCAUUUCGACUAGAGAAUUGUUUUAUUUUUGAUAACCACAUAUAAACUGAAGAUAUUAGAAGAUUUUAGCUACUUUAUUUAUUUUUUUCAACAUAAAAAAGUUUCUUCAAAAAUACAUUUAUGCAGGGAAUAUGACAAAGGACCACAUGUUUCUGUGUACGUAUGUAGUUAACAAAAGCAUCUUGCCAACCUCACCCGUAACCAAAACAUUUGUUUCAUGUGAAUGAAAUUCCAUAAUCUUUUUUCCAUCAACAUUUUUAUUUUCUUCUUUCCUCAGGAAUCUGCUGCGUAAGGCCAACGAGAGCCUCCGCCAGGUGCUGAGUGAUGUGCUCAAGACCACAGCGGCCGCGGAGGAGACCAUCGGACGCCACGUGGAGGGGCUACUGGUACCCCCGUCCUCCUCACAGAGACCCACCUGGCAGAGAGAUGCUGGCGGGCCCUUCAGGCCUGCCACAGGGGCUGCGGGAGGUUAGUUAAGCAGCCAAUUCCAAACCAACCCCUACUACCUAUGCAUGUUUUGAGAUGUAAAAUGGGGCUGAGCAAUAUGGCUCCUCCAGGCCUUACUGGUGUCACAGUUAAGCUACAUCUCUAACCAACACAUCUGAUUACACUUAACUGAAGACAAUUAAUAGUAGCUAGGGCUGCGACAAACCUGUGACACCAAUCAGGCCCCCUUGGGGAUCGAAGUCUUGGAAGAGCUCCAUCCCACUCCAUCAAGAUGAUUUUAGAUUUCAUUAAAUAGAGCCAGACAAUACCAGAAGAUACAGGGAGGGAGAGAAGAGGUGCAAGGGUUGAGGGCUGGCUGUGUGACAGAAAUAUACACAGGACAGGAAGGAAAGAUGGGGAGACAGAGAAUACUUAAGGAAAAUGUCAGAUGUCAUUUUUUAUUAAUGUUAAUUGGCAGCUAACAAGUCCUGCAAGUUUCAAACCAGUAUUGCCAAUCUAAAGAGGUCCUGACUGACUGGUUACCUGCAACCUUUCUCUAUGGGACCAGAGUAAGUGGUGUCAUGUUCAAAUGCAUAAAGCAGUUGAUACGCAUCACAUUGAAUUAAUUGUGGAUGUACACCUGCUCUUAACAUGACAUAGACUGACCAGGUGAAAACUAUGAUCCACUUCAAUCAGUCUAGAUGAAGGGGAGGAAACAGGUUAAAGAAGAAUUUGUAAGCCUUUAGACAAUUGAGACAGAUUGUGUAUGUGUGCCAUUCAGAGGGUGAAUGGGCAAGACAAAAGAUUUAAGUGCCUUUGAACAGGGUAUGAUAGUAGGUACCAGGCGCACCGGUUUGAGUGUGCUAAGAACUGCAACGGUGCUGGGUUUUUCAUGCUCAACAGUUUCCCGUGUGUAUCAUGAAUGUUCCACCACCUAAAGGACAUCCAGCCAACUUGGCAACUGUGGGAAGCAUUGGAGUCAACAUGGGCCAGCAUCCCUGUGGAACGCUUUCGACACCUUGUAGAGUCCAAGUCCCAACGAAUUGAGGCUGUUCUGAGGGCAAAAGGAGUUGCAACUCAAUAUUAGGAAGAUGUUCCUAAUGUUUUGUACACUCUGUGUAUAUCGUAUCAUUUUGCCAAUGUGCAGUUUGCGUGGAAGUCAACUGCAUAACAGGGUUUGGGUCAAUUCCAUUUAAAUUCCAGUCAAUUCAAAAAGUGAACCAAACUCCAAUUCAAAAUGUUCCUCAUUGAAAAGCGUAGAAGAGAAUUGGAAUUGGAAUUUUAGUGUACUUACUGAAUUGACUGGAAUUUUAAUGGAAUUGACCCCAACCAGGCUGCUAGGAUACAGGGGGGGAAAUUCAUACAUUUAAUAUCAAUGCAAAUCAUACAACCUUCGUCAGCCUGACCAAAACAUGCAAAAUGAUCACGUUUGUAUCUUUUCAUCAUUACAGCCAAUGGCUGCUUAGUGCACAAAAAUCAGUUAAUAUCCCCAGGGACUAUAGCAUUCAUGGCAUUUUUCAGCCCAGCGCCAAACACUGUUAAAAGUAAAGUUCCCACAGCUGCCAGAGGAAAAGCAGUCCAGCCAGACUGACAGACCUGUCACUAGUAGGCAGUGUUUCAGAAUCACAUACUGUAACUGAUGAAUCAUAGGAAUGAAUCCAACUCUGAAGGUGACAUGGCAAUCCUUUGGUAACACCUUUAACCAGACUCUUAUUGCUGGGUUUUUCACGCUCAACAGUUUCCCGUGUGUAUGAAGAAUGGUCCACCACCCUAAGGAUAUCCAGCCAACUUGACACAACUGUGGGAAGCAUUGGAGUCAACAUGGGCCAGCAUCCUUGUGGAAUGCUUUCGACACCUUGUAGAGUCCAUGCCCCGAAGAAUUGAGGCAGUUUUGAGGGCAAAAGGAGGGAGUUUGUUGACAAUACUUGCUCAUAACAUUUAUUUCACAAAUCAUAGAAUCACAUGACUAGAUAGCUGAAUGAAGCAGUUGAGGUCAGGUGCACUUGUUCAAGGGUACAACCACAGUAUACCCUACCCUGGAUUUGAACCUGCAAUUCUAUGGUCCAUCCAUUCCCCAACCACUCCCUAACUAUAUCAGACAAUAGUCGUUAUGCCAUUACAAUCCUUAGUGUCUACAGUAAAUACUCAUCUCAUCUCUCAUUUGUGGGUAUGUGGCCCUAAGGUGGAGUCGCCAAAUGUGACAAGUGUGUUUUAAGAGACAACACCCUGCCAAGCAUAGCCAUAUGUCUCUCCCUUCUGUGUCUACAGGCUUAAGGGGAUACUGCUAGAUUUUGGCAUUUAAGUGAAAUUACAGGACGUCUACAGGUACAGUAGUAAUGCUACCGUACCUGUAGACUACCAGUCAUUGUGCUAAUGCUAGUUAGCUAACUUCCUUCAUACUGCACGCAGAGACAUCUGACUCUCGUUAAGUAGAACAAGGGCUUAAAUGCCAGAAUCUCGUAGUAUCCCUUUAAGCGGCAAAGUCUGCUCUAGUGUGGGAACAUCUCCCCUCAAGUAAACAUCUGCCUGCCCUCUCGACACACGAAACAAGCAUGCAUGUGUGUACACACAGAUACUGUAGUGUGUACAUGCACACAUUAAACAAACGCACAGACACACAUGCAUUAAUGCAUAACUAGGUUAAUUAUUGUGGUUAGAUUUUACAGUUCAAAGAACUAGCUUUUUAACCAACCGCUUGACUUUUUAAAAACUUUUUAUAAUGGUCUUGGUAUUUUAUCAAUGAAGUAUAGCUGUUGACAGGGUUAAUUUGACUGUCAAGUGAACUUGAUGUUUGGGUAAACAAAAAAAUAAUCAAUGUGCACAAUAGUACUGACUCCUUUAAAGAUUCCAAGAUGGUUUUAAAAAAAUUCAGAUUUGAUUGUUUUCACAAAGUACAUGUCAAUCAGGAUUCCCCCUACACGAUCAUCUCAUACACUUGUAUCAACCACACAUAUCCUUAAAAUGUGCAUAGUGUCUGUGGCAUGUGUAUUUUCAUUCAAAUUCUGUUAGCAGUCAUGAUAGAAGAUGCCAACUGUGAUCCGUACUCUCUCCCCUUGCAUUCACUUGCUAGAAAAGUGUGGACCAAUGCACUGAGAAGAGAGAGGGAGAGUAUGGAGAAAGAGAGAUGACUUGUAUCCCUCCUGAGAAUAAAGAGGCAAUUGUGGAUCAUUAAGUAGCAUCAUGUAUGUUAUUUGCUGUUUAGUUCUGUGUGUGGUCGUGUCUAGGGUGGCACUACCAGUCAGCUAGGAUCGAGACUGUAACCCCUGCUUUCAUGGAUUAUACUUGUACUUCAUAAUGGUCAUUAUGUAGUAGUAUGAAUGUGAUAUUGGCACAAGGACAGUACUCAGGCUACUAGACCAAGGAAGGGAUGGGCAACUCCAGUCCUCGGAAGCCUUGUCUGAUUAAGACCUGGGAUACUAUCCCUUAUAUUAUAAUAUGUUGAUAAAUGCUUUGCCAAAAAAUGAAUUGUUUGGAUAAAAAUGAUUACAUUAAUGACUGGUUGAUAUUGGGGACAAUGGACACUAUUGUUUCCAAUGAAGUGUUUUCUCUUGACAAUUAACCUUGCCCUCCAUUUUGGUCGUUCCUGCCCAGAUGCAUCGACCACUGAGAGUUGCCAGGGCAGCGAGACUGGGGCGGACAACGUGAGCGUGUGGUCGGGCGAGACUGAGACGGACGAGGGCCUGGAGAUGUCCCAGCAGAUGAUGACGGACAGUCACAGCCUGCUGCCGGGGUCAGAGCUUCAGCUGGAGAACGAGGAGUACCUCAUGAAUAUUAGCUCCCGCCUCCAGGCUGCUGUGGAGAAACUACUGGUGGCCAUUACUGAGACGACCAAUCAGGUACGUCACAGCAUAAUA